CCUAGGUCACACGAUUCUGGGGGUGUCUGGACAAACAUGGCUGCUCAUGGAAGGGAAUCUGGGAGGAGGCGCACUCUAGACACUCUGCUCCUGGCCCUGAAUCUGGUGCCUUUCCUUGCCUCCUGCACCCUCUACUUUGUCCUCUGGCUGCCCUCAGACCAGCCCAGCUGGACCAGCGCCCUGGUCAAAUGCCUCCCCAUUCUCUGCCUGGCGCUCUUGGUCCACACCACUGCCCCCAGGAGACCCUACUGCCAAUUCAUCCGGGCAGGCCUCCUCUGCUCCGCUUUGGGCGACACCUUCCUCAUCUGGCCCAACCAAUUCCUCUUCGGCAUGGCGGCCUUCGCCCUGGCUCAUCUCUUCUAUCUGAGGGCCCUGGGCUGGCUCCCCAUCCGCCUGGCCCUCCUGGGGUCUGUGGCAGCCAUCUCUGGCCUCUACUUUGGGCUCCUGCAGCCUCACCUCCCUUCUGACCUGUGGCUUCCUGUGGCUAUCUACGUGGCCAUCCUGGGUCUGAUGCUGUGGCGGGCGCUGGCCCGAGGCAGACCUGCAGCCCUUGGCGGCCUGCUCUUCAGCUUAUCGGAUGCCAUCCUGGCCUGGGAUGCCUUCAUCUGGCCGCUGCCUCCAGGCCGCCUGAUCGUCAUGGUCACCUACUACUUGGCCCAAGCCCUGCUGGCUCUGUCCACGAUGGAGGCCGGGGCCCCCAAAGCUGACUGAGCUCAACAGACCCCCAUCUCAAAGACGACAGACUCCAGGGAGGCGCUGCCCCCUGCCCUGGUCCCAGCACCUUCAUUGGGCCCUCACUGCUGACAGGCAAUCUUACUUGGAGCUGGGCACUCGAGAGCCCUCCUGUCAGCUCAUCACCUUCCGGAUCUGCCACGCCCCAGGGCUUGGCUCCCCAUUAAACACAUGCCCUUGUAGGGGGUCCUAGGCCCCCCCAGUUAUUCACAAUCCCUCCCUUUCCCAUGCUUACCCUACCUUACCUGUACCCCCCCACAAGCCCCAUCCUGAUUCUUUUUCCUCCUUACUCAUAAUCCCUUUGGUUCCAGUACUACUCCCCCCAUUCUGGCUGACAUUGCCCCCCACUGAUAUUUUUUCUCCCCAUUCCCCACAAUCCCCCAUAGUCCUGAUUCUUUCCUCUAUUACCCACCAUCCUCCUGGUUUGAGGCCUCCUCUCCCCGGUGCCCACUAAAUCCCUAGAUGUGUUGCCCGUCCCUCCAUGUCUACACCACCACCUUCCCUUGACCCUGAGUAAAGCUGAUAUUGAAAAGGCA
Trichosurus vulpecula (common brushtail) is the source of this 1268-nucleotide messenger RNA. It is a transcript of the gene TMEM86B, whose product is annotated as transmembrane protein 86B. The transcript has 3 exons. The record is from RefSeq and is a predicted model, not a curated record. NCBI's taxonomy places the organism in Eukaryota, Metazoa, Chordata, Mammalia, Diprotodontia, Phalangeridae. The coding region runs from base 37 to 711 and encodes 224 amino acids. Gene Ontology annotation, cellular component: membrane.